Molecule: messenger RNA, 651 nt
Organism: Clonostachys rhizophaga
Lineage: Eukaryota; Fungi; Ascomycota; Sordariomycetes; Hypocreales; Bionectriaceae
Source: the annotation of a GenBank genome assembly
AUGGCAUACAUUGAAGCCGAAAAAUGCCUACAGGCAAAACCAGCACUAGCUGGCACAGAGGGUGCUGAAAAUAGAUGGGACGAACUUCAUUGGUCCCACAUCUCGCAGACCAGCUACAUUCACGGCGUAGUACGUCCUAACUCUAUCCUCUAUUGCUAAUGAACAUCCUGAAUCUUCGAAAGCUAAGGUUCAACAUAUUUAUGUAAAGGGUGGGUUCCUUCCCUGGCACAGAUACUUUGUAAGAGUCCACGAGUAUCUUCUACAGUCAGAGAGUGUGGCUACGAGGGCGGGCAGCCCUCCUGGAACGAAACAGCCGACGCCAGUGAUCUGCUAUCCUCGGUCGUCCUUGACUCAGACACCGGUUUCGGAGGUGACGGAAACUGCAUUUCUGAUGGUCCGUUUGUGGACGUUAGGCUGCGCCUCAACGCCAACGGGGCAACUGACCCCUAUUGCAUCUAUCGCUCGCUGAGUGCCCGCGAUUUUUCAUCUGCAGUUCAAGGGAAUGUAGAUGCUUGCAUGGAAACUACAUCAUACGAGGACGCCCGUAACUGCUUCGAAGGUUCCCCUCAUAACGCAGGUCAUGGUGGUGUUGGUGGUUUGGUACGUCUUCAUUUACAUACCUUUGUUGUUCUGUUAGAGGAGAAAGACUGA